AUGUUUGGUAACGUCUCCAAGCCGUUGUUUGGAUCUCAGCAACCUGCUGCGUUUGGCGCUACAACUCAAAGUGGGUUCUCGUUCGGCACCUCAACAACUCCUAAUGCCUUCGGUUUUGGUGCCAAAACCACUACAUCGUCAGCAUUUAGUCUGGGUCCAACUCCCGCAAAGACUUCAACAAACAUUUUUGGUGGAUUGGGGACCGCGACUUCGAACGCAUCGUCUUUUAGUUUUUCGGCUGCCACAAAACCAGGAUCACUGUUUGGUAACGCUCGUGGCUCUGCACCGACGACUACGAAGCCGGGUUCUCUUUUCUCAUUUUCAUCGACUCAAGGUAGUCAAGCUACCUCUGGGCUGCAGCCAGGAUCUGGGCUGUUGUCUCAGAGUACGACUGUACAACAGCAGCAACAACAACGAACGCAGCAGUCAGUUGAUGCUUUCUACGCAUCUCUGUCACAGCCCAUGCUAUUUGGUGACGAACGAGACAACAUAAUUGCCCGACUGAAUCAACUACAAGCCAUGCUUGGUACAGGAAUAGGCUAUUCAGCCCUUGGAACCGUGACUUAUACCCCAGACAAUCCGUUCUCGCGUUUUCGUGGCGUAGCCUACAACGUCAUGCCCACCAGUUCGGAGGCUGAUGGUCUCGUUUGUAUGGAAUUGACCAAGGCCUUCGCUGACGUUCUUCCGCUGAAACAGGGCAUUCAGGACUACAUAUUUAGGCUCCUUGGUGGUCGCGUCAACUAUCAGCUCACGAUUGAAGAAAUCAGACCAUCCGCUCGCUCUGAAAACAAUACUGAGGUUGUCAUCAAGGUUGUUGAACGCCUAGUGUCGGGUGCGACGCAUAUCGUGCCAGCCAGCGAUUUGGCAAACUUCUUGUGCGGUCCAACCAUUAAACCGCAGCUGGAGUCUCAGUUAUGUGUCUGUCGCUUGAUGCCGGAGCUGGCACCCUCCGCCUCGCAGAUCAACGCCUACCUCGAGAUCCCACCGGCAGGGUUUGAUAAACGUGUCUGGCAACAGGCCCGGGAAGACAAUCCGGCACCGAACCGUCUCAUUCCCGUCCCCGUGAUUGGAUUUGCUGAUCUGAAAAGACGCCGUGACGGGCAACUCCUCUUCGGUGACCAGCAGCGCAAGGCUAUCAAGCAUCUACUAUCUGCGGUCAGUGUACUACAAGCCCAACAGAUGUCUACCUCACAAAGGAUUGCUCAAAUCAAGCGCAAACAGAUUGAACUCAACCACCGCGUCCUGAAACUCUUGGCGAAACAGACAGUAGCGCGCCGUGCAGGAUUCGCCAUCAGCGCGGAGGAGGAGGCGCUGCGAUGUGCGCUGGAUCACAUCUGGUUGGAGAUCACUGCGCCACGGGGUCUACGCGCCCGCAUUCAGCAGCUGCUACCCAGCGUACGCACCAAGGCGACUGGUGGUGAGGUAUCGAAGAGGCAGAAUGCCACAGUGGCAGAUGUCCCCGAGGAUUCCGAGGGUUUUGCCGCCACUACGACCGCUUGGUGGCAGCAUCCAGAGAUCGUUGAUGAUUUGCGCGAGUACUUGAGCCAACGGACCACGGGCAUUAGAGAAAUGCGACGUCUUCUAGCAGAGUUAAACACUGUGGUGCGGAUUCUCACGGAGAAAGAGACGAAAACCUCCACCGUCCCCGGACUGACUAGUUACCCCGGCUUAGGGGUGAAGGUUGAGCCCACUUUAUAG
Molecule: messenger RNA, 1698 nt
Organism: Echinococcus granulosus
Lineage: Eukaryota; Metazoa; Platyhelminthes; Cestoda; Cyclophyllidea; Taeniidae
Product: Nuclear pore complex protein Nup54
Exons: 7
Coding region: 1-1698 (565 amino acids)
Biological process (GO): protein localization to nuclear inner membrane; NLS-bearing protein import into nucleus; nuclear pore organization
Cellular component (GO): nuclear pore central transport channel; nuclear pore
Molecular function (GO): structural constituent of nuclear pore
Source: RefSeq, a predicted model, not a curated record